UCGCACGUUGGGAGAACAGCUGACGCAACUGACGUUGCAAGAUUUUCCUUGAUGCGAUUUUUUUUGUAAUUUUUCUUGUGAUGCGUUGAAAUUUUGUUGAAAAAAAAGUAAAAGGACAUCCGUGUGAAGAUGUAUCUAAUGAAGACACCAACGCUGCGGAUUGAGAAGAGUGACCUGGAGUGCAGGAAUGGAUGUGGAUUCUAUGGAAAUGCCCAAUGGGAUGGAUUGUGUUCAAAAUGCUACCGCGACAGGAAUGCCAAAGGACCCAGCAAAGUUCGUCACACUUUUCCGGCUGUCCGGAGGGAUGGAGACUCAUCCAGGCAUGCCCAUUUGUCGCGUCAGCCAGCUGCGCAUACAUCCCAUGUGCAUGACAAGCUGAAGAAACGAAAUAUCCUGGAGGUGUUCAAGAAGUCCCCAAAUAGCAAGGACACAGCGGAAAAGCAGAGGCAGUACGUGAAGGUUCUGGACAAAGCAGAGCUGGAAUAUGCGGAAGCACUGAAGCAACUCAAAUUGGCCGACGAGACAAAGAAGGAACUCAAAUACUUGAUUCAAAUGUUCGAUCAGUUGAUCCACAAGAAGUACACGAGCUACAAUGUGGACAAGAUCAGCGAUAGUGUCCAGAACAGCUACAUCAAGAUGUCAGACUACAUGCUUGCCGAAGGAUCUGCCUUUGAGACAACAACACCCGAACAAAGGGAAGAGAUUCUCGAUUUCUUCGAGAAGUGCGUCAUGACGAGGAAUCACAAAAUCCUCUUCUCGCCUCCCUUUACGAAUGACGAAGAGAAAGAUUCCGCCAUUCAGUCACGCAUCCGGCAACUGAGCUGGAUCAACACAAAGCACCUCCUCUGUGGCAUUGAUGAGGUGAAUGCCGAAGUGCGGGAUUUGGUCUACAAUGCCAUCACAGAACUCGUAGCAAUGGACUCCUUCCAGUCGCCGCAGGAGAAGCUGGAAUGCAUUGUACGGUGCUGCCGGAACAUCUUCAAUCUCCUCAAGCACACCGGCACCGGAGGACCCGCCAGUGCGGAUGAAUUCCUCCCAGCGCUUAUCUUUGUGGUGCUAAAGGCAAAUCCAGCACGUCUGCACAGCAACAUAAACUACAUCACACGCUUCAGCAAUGCAAGUCGCCUCAUGAGCGGCGAGGGUGGGUACUACUUCACAAAUCUCUGCUGUGCCAUCUCAUUCAUUGAGAAUCUCACGGCGGAGUCACUGUCAAUGCCCGAAGAGGAAUUCCAGGAGCUCAUGUCCGGCGAGAAGAUGUGCAAUUCAGCGUGGGAGAGUGCCCUGCUUGCGUGUGAGAGUCUCAAUCUCAUCUCGGACAAUAUGAAGAUCAUGGCGGACCUCCGGAAGAGGAAUGCAGACCUUCAGGAUGGCAUUGAGGCCAUGAAUCGGGACAUGGAUGAAUUUAAGGCUGAGAUUUCCCGGAAGGUGUCUGAGGUGAUCAGUAGGACUCCAUUGGUGCUCAAACCCAUUCAUACGCGACAGAAUCUCGCGCAGAAUCGCAAAAACAUCCCAAAUCCUGUGGAUCAUGCUUCGGGUGGGCACUUUCAGGCAAAUCUCAUGUCAGCCUUGAAGUUGGAUGACACAAAGGCGCCCAAAUUGAAGGUCGAAUCCGUCUCCGGGAUGCCCUUGACGAGUGUCGAUGAGAUGCUGGAUAAGGUGGAACAGCCAGAGCUGGAGACUCUCGCGAGAAACCUCACAGACACCCUGGAGACGACAGCUAAGGAGGAUGGAAUGUUGGGAACAAUAAGUGCCAGCAAUUCAACGGAUCUCCUCUCAGCGUCUCCCAUCUUUGGCUACAGUUCCUUCGAUGUGAACAGCUUGGAUGGUCUGGCUACUCCGGAGGACUUCAUUCCAAUUGACUUCCGUCAUGGCCUGACAAAUAUAAACUAUGAUUUUGAUUUCUCAGACAAUAGUGCUGAAAAUAGUGUGGCAGAGGAUCCAGCGGGGGAAGUUCGAGCAUCCUUGCCGGUCUCCCGAUCGGAUCUUGAGGAGUUUGAUCCACUCCUGGCGCGGGAGGCAGAAGAGCCUCCUCCGCCAAAGGACCUCAAACUCCCCGAUGCCAGAGAGGCUGAAUCCAUGCAGAGGAGCAUAAUUGAUGCUGGAGAUUCACCCAAUGAGGUCCUCCUGCCGUCGCCAUUGAAGCCCACAGCUCCCGACUACAAAGGGUUCACGAAACAAGGUCAGAACAUCCCAACUAUCUCCUGCAACACUGGCGGUGCGCACUCAUCAAAGUGAAUUCCUCAAAUGUCAAUCAUUCUAGUCCCUGUUUCAUGUCCAGGUAGUGACUUGCACUGCUGUUGCUCUUUUUGUUGUGUCCUCUCCGUGUCUUUGCAAAUAAAUCUAAUGUUUUAUUGAUUUUAAAA
Molecule: messenger RNA, 2363 nt
Organism: Lutzomyia longipalpis
Lineage: Eukaryota; Metazoa; Arthropoda; Insecta; Diptera; Psychodidae
Gene: Rabex-5
Product: rab5 GDP/GTP exchange factor
Exons: 5
Coding region: 130-2235 (701 amino acids)
Biological process (GO): vesicle-mediated transport
Cellular component (GO): cytosol; endocytic vesicle
Molecular function (GO): DNA binding; guanyl-nucleotide exchange factor activity; zinc ion binding
Source: RefSeq, a predicted model, not a curated record